Anopheles moucheti is the source of this 1369-nucleotide messenger RNA. Its product is annotated as ADP,ATP carrier protein 2. The record is from RefSeq and is a predicted model, not a curated record. Gene Ontology annotation, biological process: mitochondrial ADP transmembrane transport; mitochondrial ATP transmembrane transport. Gene Ontology annotation, molecular function: ATP:ADP antiporter activity. The transcript is spliced from 4 exons. Gene Ontology annotation, cellular component: mitochondrial inner membrane. NCBI's taxonomy places the organism in Eukaryota, Metazoa, Arthropoda, Insecta, Diptera, Culicidae. The coding region runs from base 126 to 1028 and encodes 300 amino acids.
GGUCUUUUAGUAAGGAUCCCAUCCAAUAAGCCGCGAUCUCGUGCAGCCUACAGCAGCAGCCCACCGAAAGUCACAAUAAAGGAUAUUUCAUCCUUCAGCACACCUUAACUCAAUAAACACCAACAAUGCCGGGACUUUCGGAUCCAGUUGCGUUCCUCAAGGAUUUUGCCGCCGGUGGCAUCUCGGCCGCAAUCUCCAAGACGGCUGUCGCCCCGAUCGAGCGCGUCAAGCUGCUGCUACAGGUUCAGCACAUCUCGAAGCAGAUCGCCGAGGCCGACCGCUACAAGGGCAUGGUCGAUUGUUUCGUGCGUAUCCCGCGCGAACAGGGCUUCAGUGCCUUCUGGCGCGGUAAUCUGGCCAACGUCAUCCGUUACUUCCCGACGCAGGCCCUCAACUUCGCCUUCAAGGACAAGUACAAGCAGGUGUUCCUGGGCGGUGUGGACAAGAACACCCAGUUCAUGCGCUACUUCGUCGGUAACCUCGCCUCCGGCGGUAUGGCCGGCGCCACCUCGCUGUGCUUCGUCUACCCGCUCGACUUCGCCCGUACCCGUUUGGCUGCCGAUGUCGGCAAGGGUAAUGAGGCGCGUGAGUUCAAGGGUCUGGGCGAUUGUCUGGGAAAGAUCUUCAAGACUGACGGUUUGGUCGGUCUGUACCGAGGAUUCGGUGUAUCCGUCCAGGGUAUCAUCAUCUACCGUGCUGCCUACUUCGGCUUCUACGACACUGCCCGUGGUAUGCUGCCGAACCCGAAAACUACACCAUUCUACGUCAGCUGGGCCAUCGCACAGGUCGUGACCACCGUUGCCGGUAUCGUGUCCUAUCCCUUCGAUACCGUCCGUCGUCGCAUGAUGAUGCAGUCUGGUCGUGCCAAGUCCGAGAUCGUCUACAAGAGCACGCUCCACUGUUGGGCAACGAUCGCCAAGCAGGAAGGUAGCGGUGCCUUCUUCAAGGGUGCCUUCUCGAACGUGCUGCGUGGUACUGGCGGUGCAUUCGUGCUGGUGUUGUACGAUGAAAUCAAGAAACUCCUGUAAACCCUUCCACCCUUCCUACUAGCCUUACCCUCUCCUGUACCACCCACAAAAUCCUUUCCCUCGUUCCUAAUCCCUAUCCCGCUGUAAUCCCAUUCCAUUCCAUACCAAACUGCGCACCGCACAGUGUCCUAAUUCCAACGAAGAAAAAACGAACACAACCGUUACCAAAAAAAACGCCAAACGACUCGGAACUUGGUGUUCGGAUAAGCCUUUUUUUGUAAAAAAGCUCGAUAUACAUUGCGCUCACACUGUAAGCUGUAACCGGCUGUAACGGACCGGUGUUUACGCGUCUUCCAUCCAACCGACAAGUAAAGUGUUUUAUCGAGCCCUAGUGCCAUAGA